Colletes gigas is the source of this 1140-nucleotide messenger RNA. RefSeq lists its product as uncharacterized. The record is from RefSeq and is a predicted model, not a curated record. The transcript is spliced from 2 exons. The coding region runs from base 1 to 1140 and encodes 379 amino acids. NCBI's taxonomy places the organism in Eukaryota, Metazoa, Arthropoda, Insecta, Hymenoptera, Colletidae.
AUGCCGGCAGACAAAGGCAACGCCACAGUCGUCAUGUACAGGAAGGAUUACAAUAGCAAAAUCCAGGACCUCCUGCACACCUCAACGUACACCAAAAUAAACAAGGACCCUACACCUAGAAUUUCCAGAAUAACUAACCAGCUUAUUAUACAAGCUAACCUCUCGCCAGAAAUUUCCAAAUCCAUUACCUCGACAGAACCACAACCACCUAAACUUUAUGGACUACCAAAAAUCCACAAAGACAAUAUUCCUUUACGUCCUAUAGUCAGCGCCAUCAAUUCACCUACACACAAUCUAGCCAAAUACCUCUGUCGUGUUCUGCAACCGCUUACAGGCAAUACUUCAUCACACAUCAAAAAUUCCACCGACUUCGUCAAGAAGAUCAAUAAUAUCAGAGUUCUUCCUCAAGACAUCCUUGUCAGCUUCGACGUUGAGUCACUAUUCACCAGCAUCCCAAUUCCAGAAACUUUAGACAUCAUCCGUAAUACCAACUUAAUCCCUUCGAACUUAAUCCCACUCAUAGAGCACUGCCUCACCUCCACGUACUUCACUUACCAAGGUGAAUUCUACAGACAGGAAAUAGGCGCAGCAAUGGGUUCACCCAUCUCACCAGUGGUGGCGGACAUUUUCAUGGAACACCUAGAAAAAACCAUUCUAGAGAAUGCUCCAGCCAAACCCACGGCCUGGUUCCGAUAUGUGGAUGACACUUUUGUAAUAUGGAGACAUGGUAGAGAGGCACUAAACAGUUUCCAUAACUUCAUUAAUUUGAUACACCCAUCUAUCAAGUUCACAGUCGAAAUAGAGAAGAACCAGCAAAUCCCUUUCCUGGAUGUCCUGGUAAACAGAAAACACAACGGCACUCUUGGACAUAAAGUAUACCGAAAACCUACUCACACAGACAGAUAUCUACAAGCUUCUUCACACCAUCAUCCAUCCCAAAAGGUAUCGGUCAUUUCUUCCUUAAUCACCAGAGCAGUCUCAAUUUCAGAACCAUCCUCUCUUCAACAAGAACUCACCAACGUAAAAACAGCUCUAAUUAAGAACGGCUACACUACACCUCAGAUCAACCGCACAAUGCGCAAAAUAAUCAAUACACCAGGGAAUAACAGACAGGAUUUCGCGGGUUCUCAAAAAAUAUAA